Molecule: messenger RNA, 1215 nt
Organism: Ceratitis capitata (Mediterranean fruit fly)
Lineage: Eukaryota; Metazoa; Arthropoda; Insecta; Diptera; Tephritidae
Exons: 4
Coding region: 613-1053 (146 amino acids)
Source: RefSeq, a predicted model, not a curated record
GGAAGAGUUAUAGUGAAUCGAACUGAUUCACUUCUCAGAAGAAAACGUAGAGUUUAUGUUAAUGUACCGAUGUUUCUAACCGUUUUAACCUUCAGUGAACUUCCACUAACAUUUUAAAAUCAAAAUUAGUAAAAUCGAUUCAGACAUUCUCCAGUUUUAGCGAGAUGCACCAAAACAAUUCAUUUUUAAUGGAGAUAAACUUAAGAGCGAUUUUAUACCAAAAUAAUGACUAUAUCUUUAAAUAAGUGGGUUAAAAUCUUUGUUGAGGAAAAUGCUAUUAUUAUGGUAGUAUAAUGAAUAUUAUUUUCUAUUUUAGUAUUGUUAUCCCGGAUUUGUGUAUGUGAUAUAAGUGAUUUUGCUUGUGUGUUAAAAUUGGUAGAGCCUAAUGAGUACAGAAGUAAAGGAACGCAUUAAGUAAUUUUUAAAAAAAAAACUGUAGAUACAUAUGUUGGUGAGAGCCUUUUCAGGCAAACUAUGUCGCACACGAUCACUGGCUAACAUAAAAAUACCUGAAGAUAAUCUUAAGUAGCCUGAAUACUGAGAAAUAAUGCUACCCUAUGAAUAGAGAUAACAAUUAGGGCAGUGAAAACAUCAAAGUGUGCUACAACUGCUAUGGCUCCGAAGGAUUUUGUUGAAAUCGUGUUUUUGUGCUUAAGAUAUUCGCCAGAUGUUGACCCGCUUAAUCCAAUGGCAAGUCGAAAAAGGUGGAAUCCUACUUCGUCAUUCCCAUCAAUUAAAGACUGGUUUGAACAGUCGAUGGCGAAGGAAAUGGCAAAUAUACCACCCCGUGUGAAAGUUCAGUAUGCAGAGUGGCAAAUCAUUUCCGGAAACACUAGACAUUUUCAGGUUGGCAGCAAUCUGUUCGAUAAAAUAGCUAUUAUCUUGGGCGAAGAAUCUAACUACUGGCAUUACCAUCAGAGUACACCUGUUAAUCGACACCUUCAGGGACAUGGUUUAUUGUUAACAUAUUGCAGCUGUUGUUUAGAUAAAAACUUCGAGAACGUGUUAAAAAUGAUAGAAAAAUGUAUACUUAGGAAAGUGCCUAAUAUAUAAUAUGUUCGUGUGUAAAAUGUUUAAUAAGCUUCUAAUUAUUAUUAAGUCUGUUUCCCACAAACAAGUAAGCACUAAGUCAAUUGAGUCCAUUCACUUAUUCAAGCUUUGUAUUUUCUAAAAGUAUUUAAACUCCAUUUUCAACAGUAAAUGUUUUCGCAAGCA